AUGGAACUUUGGCUUACUGCAGCUUUUUUUAUAAUUUUCGUGCAAUGCGCAGCGAAUGGGGUCAACAUUACCAACAACACACAUGUAGUUCGCGCCGACAAAAACGGUGAAACAGUUGUAUGCAAUCAGUACGUUGGACAGGGCGCUGAAACUAGCGAGGCUAUCAAAAAACUUGAUGAAAAGCUUUCAAAAAAGCUGGACCAGCUAAUUAAACUGCUACAGCCUUCUCCUACUCCAGCAAAUCCUACUCCACGAAAUCCUACUCCAGGUAAGAAUGUUUUCUUCACAAUUCGUUCUAACACAAUGUAGUUUUUUAUUUAUUAUGUGAUGAAUCUUAAAAAAUCCUAACCUUACUCAAGCUCACGGAAACGCGAGGAAAUUCAACUUGACACAAGACAAAGACAUUUUGCAAUACUCCUUAGUGUUUUUUUUUUCUUGUCCUUACAUAUUUAUUUGGCUGAAUUAGUGGUAGAGCAUAAGUAAUUUAAGGAAGCCGACGGUGCGGAAACUGAACCAUAAAACUUAGUGGUCGCGGCAUUAUUCAGCUAGGGUCCUUUCAUUGUCGCCUACAACAAUGUACACGUGUUAAUUAAUCAACAGCCGUCUUGGAUUCAGUUUUAAAUUGUUUUCUGUACGUGGUCUUAUAUCAUUCUCUAAUUCCCAACAGCUUCAACGUGCAAGGAGAUUUACGACAAGAAAAUGUACGUAUAGAAGAUUUAAGAUACACUAUUACACUUCAUUUUCCGAAACACUUUUCCGCCGUCUAUGGACACAGAGCUAAGCCAGAAAAUAUCAUCCCCCUUCAAACCAGACAAAACAAAGUUUCCAAGGCGCGAGUAUAAGAUGACGUGCACCAUUGCUUGUUCAAGAAAACGGAGAGAAUUAAGACCCACAAAGGACAAAUGAUCUAUUUUGUUGUUGACUCGACAGCACAGGGUUUAUAUCAAGUGAUGACGAAAAUCGUUUCAACAAAAACUAAAGUUGCAGGAUAAAAUUACCGUAAAGUGACGUAGCUAAGAGGGAGAAAUAAACUGUGCACCAUUUUAGUUGAAUGUUCCUCAAUUUCGAAACCAAGAAUCUGAUAACGAAAUAAGAGACGGAUGCAACCGAAAAUAUGAUGUGAAAAUUAUUACAACAAUAAAUCAAUUCUAGAAAUACAGUAUAUGUCUUUAAGAAAAUAGACUUCAAGGUUGCAAACGAAAAUUGAAUAAAAUUGAAUGGAGCCAAAACCAACUGUGGAAAUAAAGCAUCCCACUGAUGAACUGUUACGACUCAUAUACAUUUUCAGCAAUAAAAAUUUGCUAUCUGUCAACUUCGAAUUGGUUCUUUAUUUUUGUCAAGAAGAGAACUGUCCAUCGCCAAAGUCAGUAAUGACAACGUUAAUCAAAAUUCUCAAAUUAUCUACAGUCGAGCACAUCUUGCGAUUUCUUCACAGCUCAUAUGAUGUCUCUUUGACAAGGCAGAUAAUUUCUGUUCGGAGAUUUUCCAUUACUAUGGCGCCCUUACUAAGACAGUCUUCUCUAAUCCAAUAUAAGCGAAAUAUCCCAGGAACAGGUGAACUAAUGAAGUUGUAUGUUUCAUUAGGUCCAAAGGAAACAAAGAGUAUUUGCUUGAUGUUGGAUCCAGGAAGAUUCCCGUAUAUUGUCACAUGACCAAGCAUAUGCUUGAUGCAUGCGGAGGAGGUGGAUGGACGCUGGUCAUGAAAAUCGAUGGCUCAAAGGUACUAUCAGUAAAAUAUCCUCACUAGUAGCUCGGUCUUUUACCACUUAACUGCCACUAUAAACUGAAGGUAAACUUUCAGUACAAGUCAAGAGUCUAACGCAAGUAGAAAAAAGAAAAUCUAGUAGUGUAGGUUUAAAAAGUGUCAGCUCAAUGAUGUAUCAAUUCACUGUUAGUACCAGACAAGGUACUAAGAGAAUAAUAUCCCAGGACAAAAUUAGUAAACAACAAGAUGUAACUGUACCAUAUAAAAUAGCAAAGCGACAGUAAUUUAUAUAAAUGUUUUUUUUUUCUUUUUGAAAUGCACCCAGAAAACCUUUCACUUCAAUUCCAAUCUCUGGAGCAACAAAGCCGACUUCAACCUUCCAGGAGGGAAGACUGGGUUGGACACUCACGAGACCAAGUUACCGACUUAUUGGAACACACCGUUUAACAAGAUCUGUCUUGGAAUGAGGGUUGGUCACCAGUUCACCUCUGUUGUCAUCAACCAUCAAGCCAGAUCCCUGUUUUUCAUGAUCGCAGAUGGCAAAUACCGAGCUACUUCAUUGGGCCGUAACACGUGGAAGAAGCUCAUUGGGUCUCGGGCCUCGUUACAACCCAACUGUAACAAAGAGGGAUUCAACGCCAUAUGUACCAAUACUAGCAAAGCGAGAAUUGGUAUCCUUGGAAACAACGAAAAUGAAUGUAACAGCUGUGACUCCAGGAUCGGGUUUGGCACUGGAAGCCCUCACGAUGACUCUAACACGUGUGGCAAUGAUGCUAUAACCGGGGGAGAUAAUGGCGACCAGCACAUUAAAGCCAUGGGAUACAUAUUGGUCCAAUAACAGCUGUAAUGCCGAGAAACAACCCUCAAACGGCCUUGAAAUGUAACUAAGGAACUGUUGAUUUCUGAUUGUAAGCGGUUUAAAUGAGAAUCUUAAAUAAGGGAGUUGUGAGACUGAGAUGAAAUAAAAGGUUUCAUUGACAAGACAAGAAACUCAGUUUCUUAAUGAAUGUGCUUUUGUUGAAUCAUUUCCAUCACACAAGUAUCGUCUCAGGUCAAAACUGACUGAAUCAGGAAACCCACCAAGGAACGGAGUUUUUCGUACAUUAAUUAAAGCGACGGUUACCACAGGUAACGGGCACCCCAACCGGUUUUCACGAUACUUUUCAUACAAAAAAAAAGCAAGAAAAGAAAAAACAAAACAAAAAUUGUACAUUGUUUUACAGCUGCAAAUUCAUUUUCCUUUCACUUAGACUUGCAGGAACAAUAAGAAGAGCAUAAGUCAAAUCUGAAAAGGAGCAUAACAACUUAUGGCUUUUUAGGCUUGAAAAUCUAAAAUUCCAAUAAGCUCUGCUACCAUUCUCUCAAAGAGCUACAUUUCCUUAGUGGCCGAAACUAAGCAAUUUUCUCGAAGAGCUUAUGUGACCGCAAGUACACUGUACCAAAAUGUAUUACGAAUUUAUCGUUUUUUACAAUCAUUUGUUUAGAUAGUUAAGUUUAGGUCACAUAUACAAGAGAUGUGUAUAAACACAAGUAAGAAGAUUGGAGUCCUGUCACCUUUAGAGGAUAGUAUUUCUACAGAAACUAAACUUCAUUUGUAUAAAUAUGCAAUUUUACCUAAUUCAACGUACUGUCAUACAGUACGGCACUUCUGUGCAAAAUCGGACAGAAGAAAACUCGAAAGGAUUCACAAGAGCGUGCUCUUCGCAUUGUAUUUAGGGGAAAAUCUGCCACAUGUGAAGAACUCCUCAAGAAAGCUGGACUAACUACUCUAUACAACCACACGCUUCAAGAUAUAGCUAUAAUAGUGUAUAAAGUGAGACACAAACUGUUGUCUAGUUAUGUAGUGAAUAUUUUUGAAGAAAAUGAAACCAGCUAUCAGCUUCGUACUGAAAACGACUUUAAGAUACCGAGAUUUCAAUCUGAGAUAUCAGGGUCCAUAUUUGUGGUCUAAAUUAUCUCGUGCAGAUGUAAAUAGAAGGAAUAUAAGACGAAGAGACUUAGCAAACGUACUUGAGGACCAUUGUGAAAUUAAUUUAUGAUCAUUUUUUUUUUAAUUAAUAAGAAUCUUUGUACACGAUAAAAACGGGAAGAUGACUUCUUUAUGUAUGGUGUCUAACAGCAUGAACUUAUUUCAUAAUUCGUGACUUGCAUGGUUAACCUACGUCCUACACUUUCUUGUUUCCACGGCGUAAUUUUGCAAUAAAAACAAACUAACUCUAAAAAAUCUCCGGAUACAAGAAAAAGUAAAAACGACGUGGUUAUGGAGUUGGUGUAAUAUAGCAUGAACUGAUUUUCAAUGGAUAUCAACAUCCUUAAUUACAAUACAAUUGCGAAUCACUGAAGUUGGAUUCAUUGCAAAACAAAAAUAAAAACAAUUUAGACAGUGCUGAUAUGACCGACUACUUCUGGCCUCUAGGAUAGGAAGGGGGCGUCGCGAAAAAGGGAAAAGGGAGAGGGAACUGAAGAGAUAAAAGCAACUCUCCUUUUUCCCUUUCGCGUUCUUUACUGCCCCUCCCUCCCCUGCCCUCCAACUUCACCCCUGGUGUAGUACCCCAGGGAACAGAAACAGUACGACUGACAUUAAAACAAAGGGUUUAACUAAUUGGGCUGAAUAUCAGUCUCGGGCCUCGUUAGAGCCCUACUGUAACAAGGAAGGAUUCAACGUACUAUGCACCGACAGGAGCUGAUUAUGUGGAAAUGAAAGUCAGCCAGGCCUACAACUAGUUGAAAAGCUGGCUACGGCCCUGGUCAUCAAAUUUCUGCUGAUUUCUUUAAAAACUAACUUGCGACUGUUAGAGACGUGAGACGCAACCCGCAGUUUCCAGGUUGACACUUUUGGAGAGAGGUUUUAGCAGAGCAUUGUCGAAUUUAAACGUGUUUAAAAACACGAUCUUAUUAGGGCAGAACGUACAAGAAUUCAAAACAAAACCGCAUUACUGUAAUCGGGGCUAAUUAACGUCAAGUUUAAAGACAACACUUUCUCCUUCUCUUCUUUCCUAUACUUUAACCUUGGUUAAGAAAAAAAAACACUUCGAAUUAUCGACAAUGGCUUUCACGGGAAAAUAUUCUUUUGCGCGACUCGGAAAACUAAUACGUUUUAAUUAACCAUUUUUCAAAUCAUAAAUGAUAUCGAGUCAAAACGGAAGAGCACUGCAUCCUCUCGUGGCAAUGUGCAUUUUUACCUUUGCACGACCAUGUAGGAAAGUUUAAUUUAGUUAGAAGACGUUCUUAGCAUUCACGAACCUUGACACACUUAAACAGUAUCAAACAGCAUGAUAGAGUCUUUUGCGUAUCGAGGAAAUAUACCGCACAAAAUAUACCUUCAAUAUAUACCUGGCAAAUUAAUUAAAGUUGUCUUGCUCUAAUAUACGGAAGGGUUGAAGCACGUUAAAAAGUGUAAACUGCUACGCAAAUGUACUCAAACACAAAAGUAAUCUAACUCCAAGAGAAAAUUUUAGAACGCCACUCUAGUGUUCUUGUGUCCCGCAUUCGUUUAUCGCCUCUGUUCCUCUUUCAAGAAUACUGAAUAAGAAUCUCUGUACUCGAGAAAUACGGGAAGGUGACUUCGUUAUGGAUGCAUGGGGUCCAACAGCAUGUACUGACUGGCAUGCUAAACUUAUGACCUCAACCUCCUCGUUCUCAAGGUAUGAUUUUACAAUGAAAACAAACUAGCCAAACAAAUCUCCCCAAUCACACCUGAAGCGGCAGCCUAAGAACUUGCGUUAAACUAGAGGCCCUAAGGUUCGUCCAGGCUGAAAUGAGUCUCAAAUGAACAAGCCGGUUAUCACAUCCGCAUGUUUAUACAGCACAUUGCAAUUUCCGUCUCAGUUCCAACACGUCUCAUAUAAAACCGCACAAGGUUAUGCAGCACGUAUAAUUCUGCUGAAGACAACAUUACGGAAUACUGUUUUAGUGCACAUAACAAAGUUGGUUCUCACAAUGCGAUUUUGGCCCAGUGCUGCUUUCUCUGUGGCUCUCAUGGUGCACGGGGCUAAUGGCGCUAAAAUUACAAACAGCUCGACUCCAGUUCGCACCAACAGAAAUGGUGAAACAAUUGUAUUCAACCAGUACAUUGGACAGGGAGUUGAAACUAGCGAUGCUAUCAAGAAACUUGAUGAAAAGUUAGACCAGCUAAUUAAACUGCUACAGCCCCCCGCUUUUCCAGGUAAGAUGCAUUCAACUAUAGCUUCUAAUUUCCAUGACUCCAUCUACGAAAGUUUACAUUUUCUAUGUUCUACUAGUCAAUUUAGCAAUAAGUGCAAGGAAAUAGCGGGCAAAAGCAACCAUGACGACUAAGGCAAAGAGAACGUCAAAACCAAUUGGUUUUAUGAGCAAAAAAAAAAUUGCUCUGCACGUGCAUCACAUUUUUUGGUAUCUUUUUAUCGACGUCCACGGAUCCAGGAUAACAAAGAAAAGAAACCCUGAGCGCUUACCAUUUGUAUGGAAAAACCCGGAAAUUACGGGGAGAAUUCAAAUGUAACGAUUCAUCCUGGUGGAAAUUUUCCGGAAAAAAAGUAAUACCUUUCAAGGUAUUACCUUUUUCCCGUUUUUACCGAAACGACCGAAAUUUUCUGUGCCAUUUGUCUGGAUUACUAGUCCCAGGCUUCAUGUCGAGAGAAAGAGAAAAAUUUACCGGUAUGUUGUAAAUAGUACAACUCAAUCCCGUUCCUGUUUUCGGCACCAAAAAACAUACCAGUAACAUUUGACGGAAACUUUUCACCGAAAUUUCAGUACAAAUGGCAAGCGCUGCCUGAGUACCAUUUACACAAAGGAGCACGAAAUUUCCAAAAAAAGUCAAAUGGUUCACGACAUUGAGUUUACCAAAGCUUUAGAAGAUUUCGACUGUCGUUCGAGGCGAUGUACGGUUUUUCCACUCAUUUUAGUAGCUUUAUCUGAUUUCGCGACAAUUUGAAGCGGCUCUUCUACCACGAGGUCAUAUUAAAUUAAAUCCAUCAAUGUUUCAAUCGGAUGAUGGAAAGCACCAAGACCGAGUCAGUGUUAUCCCGUUUUCCUAUUCUUCGGAAUGGACACUUUGACUUUAGGUACUCAUUAGUACAACGGUUAGCACAAAAUGAUCACAUGACCAUGCUGGCCACAUUAUCAGUGGUCAUGUGACCUAGUACAGUCGCCAUUUGGACAAAGACUGAAACGACUAUUUAAAAGGAUUUACCUUGUUUAAUAAAUUCAUUUUUUGUGACAUACACUGUAGCUAAUAUCGUUAUCUUACUUGUUACAGCUUCAACGUGCAAAGACAUUUAUGAAAAGAAUUUAUAAGUACAAGCGAUAGAAAAUAACCUACUAUAAAAAGACACUGAGCCGCAAAUUUUGAAAUACACUUUUAAAAUCUCUGAGCGUUCCCAACUAAAAUUGCUAAAAUUUCUUCUUAAUUUUCUUUACCAAUUGGCAAGUCAAAUACACGAAAAUCGGGGAAGUCAAAGUUGAGAAGAUUUUCUGGAUAACAAACAAUGGUAACUGCUAUAAAAUCAGUAACAAAAUAUCGACGAAAUUAAAAUAAGAAUUAUAGCAGUAAAUCAAAUACUUAAACACCGAAGGUCGGUAUCAAACGAAGAAAAGAAACUUAAUGAAUUUAUUCAGGAGUGUUCGCUAUAGUCAAUUAUGAUUGUAGAGUACAAAAAGCAAACAUUGGUCCAGAAAUGGUAAAAUAAACUCAAAUAACGAUCACUACUUUUGUGCGAAGAAAAAAAUCAGGAAAAAUGAAAGCACUGACAAUUAACGAAACCCUCAAGAUGAAGGACAGUAUAUGAAUCACUAACUUAAUAGGACUGAGUAAUUUAUCAUUUAAUUAGGAGCAACGCCCAAGACUGGUGACAAUAUAAACAAGGGGAAAAAAGUGAGACGCUAAAGAAGAGUUCUGCUUAUCGACAAAGUCAGCAAUUACAGAGUCACUCGAUAUUCUUAGAUUUCCACUUAGGUUGUCCACUUGAUAUGAAAGACUUUCUCCUCAAUUUCUUUGGGGCCCUUUCUAAGUCAGUUUUUCUAUCACCCCGAAUGAGGCAAUUACUUCAGAAUGAGGUGAACUAAUUGAGUUUUAUUUUUUUUAACCAGGUCUAAAGGAAACAAAGAGUACCUCCUGAACGUUGGAUCUGCAAAGAUUCCCGUAUAUUGUCACAUGACCAAGCAUGGGCUCGACGCAUGCGGAGGAGGAGGAUGGACGCUGGUCAUGAAGAUCGAUGGCUCAAAGGUAUUAAAAGUUAAAUGUUAUCACAAGCAGCUCUGUCAGUUUGUCACGUAAAUUCAGACUAUUAUUAAGGUCAACAUACAGGGUAAUAGUGGAUCUAGUAAGUGUAGGUUUGAUAACUGUUAGCUCGAUGAUUUAUCAAUUCAGUGAAGACCAAGAUGCUGAUAUUAUAUUUGUCAAAUUUUAAAGGAGAAAAGCGAUAGUGCGUUAGCUGAAUAACUUACAUGAUGUUUUCUUUAUUAAUUUAAUCAGAGAACCUUUCACUACAAUUCUAAACUGUGGAGCAACAAAGUCGACUUCAACCUUCCAGGAGGGAAGACUGGGUUGGACACUCACGAGACCAAGUUACCCACUUAUUGGAACACACCCUUUGACAAGAUCUGUCUUGGAAUGAAGAUCGGUCAGCAGUUCAAGUCUGUUGUCAUCAACCAUCAAGCCAGAUCCCUGUAUUCACCGAUCGCAGAUGGCAAAUACCGAGCUACUUCACUGGGCCGUAACACGUGGAAGACGCUUAUUGGGUCUCGGGCCUCUUUACAAUCCAACUGUAACAAAGAGGGAUUCAAUGCCAUAGGUGCCAGUACUGCACACAGCAAAGCGAGAAUUGGUAUCCUUGGGAACAAGCAAAAUGAUUGCAACAGCUGUGACACCAGAAUCGGGUUCGGCACUGGAGGGCACAGUGAUGACUCCAACACGUGUGGCAACCAGGACAAAGCUAUGGGAUACAUCUUGGUCCGAUAA
Molecule: messenger RNA, 8642 nt
Organism: Porites evermanni
Lineage: Eukaryota; Metazoa; Cnidaria; Anthozoa; Scleractinia; Poritidae
Source: the annotation of a GenBank genome assembly